AUGCCGAUUCUAGACUAUGGAUUCUGGAAAGCGAAGCCAGUUUCCUACAAGGUCGAUGGGCCAGACGACCGCAAUCCCCAUAUCAAUCUCAUCUUCAAGGACGACGAUGCCGACACCUGGGAAGCCGCAAUCAACGUCAAGUCUCGGGCCCAUCCAUCUGAGCUCGUGUAUUGGUUCGACCGAGACUUCUCACACCGAAUGUCCCGUGCCCUCGAGAACCACCAGCCUUAUGGUUUCAAAACGCUCAAGUCUCGCAAUGGAUCGGCCCAUCCCCUGGCCCUCGACUACCUCCGACUUGCUGACCUGCUUCACCUCCAAGAUGGGAGGCUAUUGCCGUAUGACGAGGACGGGCCUGACAACGAUAUCCUCGAUCAGCUGCGACCCAUCCUUGAUGAUGCUAUCAGUCAGCAGGCCGACAUCUAUCUGUACGGCUCCCGCUACGACACAGGUGACGGAAUCCAUGACGUGCACAUGAACCAAGGCAGUCCAGGCCGCCGCUUCAAGAAAGACAAUGGGGUCCACACCGACGGCGGCAUCUUGUUCCGCUUCCCACAUGGACACUGGGAGGCUGUCUUCCUGGCAUUUGCCUCGCAGCAAAUCCCUACUGACGAGGAUGGACAUCCCACGCGGGAUAGCAGCUCGCUUUCAAAUAUUCUUCGUGCGAGAGGCCGCGCUCGGCUUUGA
This is a messenger RNA of Cladophialophora yegresii CBS 114405, 684 nucleotides long. RefSeq lists its product as uncharacterized. Bases 1 to 684 code for a protein of 227 amino acids. Lineage: Eukaryota; Fungi; Ascomycota; Eurotiomycetes; Chaetothyriales; Herpotrichiellaceae. The transcript has a single exon. The record is from RefSeq and is a predicted model, not a curated record.